This is a messenger RNA of Centropristis striata (black sea bass), 1057 nucleotides long. It is a transcript of the gene myoz1b, whose product is annotated as myozenin 1b. Gene Ontology annotation, cellular component: Z disc; actin cytoskeleton. The transcript has 5 exons. Bases 1 to 744 code for a protein of 247 amino acids. NCBI's taxonomy places the organism in Eukaryota, Metazoa, Chordata, Actinopteri, Perciformes, Serranidae. Gene Ontology annotation, molecular function: telethonin binding; FATZ binding; actin binding. The record is from RefSeq and is a predicted model, not a curated record.
AUGCCUCUCCCUACUGAAGUCCCUUCUAACAAGAGGAAGAAGGCCAACAAGAUCAUCACUGACCUGUCCAACGUCAGCCAGAAUGAUGAUGAGUCAGACCCCGAGGGCGCUGAGCUCGACCUGGGCACGAAGAUCAAGACGCCCAAGGACGUGAUGCUGGAGGAGCUCUCCUUAAACUCCAACAAGGGCUCCAAGAUGUUCAGGAAGAGGCAGCAGAGAGUUGAAAAGUUCAUUGUGACCAACGAGAACCAGCUGAACCUUGAGAACCUGCUGAUGUGCCCUCCCCCCGUCCCUCCGAAGCCUGAGAUGCCAAAGGAGGAAGUGGAGGAGAAUUUGGUGGAUUUGCAGGCGGAGAAGGAGAGGAGAAGGAAGGAGUAUACACGCACCUACGUCUCCCCGUGGGAGCGGGCCAUGAAGGGCAAUGAGGAGCUGACAGCCACCAUGAAGGCCUCCAUGCCGGGACCCAUCUACCUGCACCAAGACCUGCCCCUGUACAAGAGCUUCAACAGGACGGCGCUGCCAUUUGGCGGCUUCGACAAGGUGCCCAAGAUGUUGACCUUCGAGCUCCCGGAGUUCAACGACGCCUCCGAGGACGUGGAGCCCCUGCCGAGCCUGCAGGCUGACAUCCGCUCACGCCCCUCGUUCAACCGCACGCCCAUCGGCUGGGUCUGCAGCGAGGACAACUCAAACCUCCACAUGGAGCUGGACAACAUGCCCUUCGACGGAGAGACAGACGACCUGUGAACACACAUAAACACACGCACAUGAAGGAUACAGCCUCACACAUGAGUGUAUACAUGAGAGCAUUUCACAGCUCAUAACUUACACCACGUACACUGACUGCAUAAACACUUAGAACUGCUGAGGCUCCAAGGAACACAUGUUAAAAUGUACUUUAAUGGAAAUGAAAUGAACAGAAAAGAUUUAAACUGACUUUGUGCUUUCUAAUCCCUUCAUCCCCAGCUAUGAUUGAGUCUUACUAUGAUUUUGCAUACUGUGAGCUAACAUGAGGCCUGUGUGAAUAGAAACAGAUGAACACUCUGCACUCUUUAAAGAA